AUGGCCUGGGCCCCUGACAACGUGCGGAAAUGGUCAACCCUGACGCUUCUGGCCCUCAUGGGCACAACCCUGACAGCGGCCAUCAAUCCUGGCUUUUCGGCCAUAAUCUCCCAGAAGGGUCUGGACUUUGCAUGCCAGGAGGGCGUGACCGAGCUGCAGAAGGAGCUAGAAACCAUCAAAGUUCCCAAUUUCUCUGGAAUCUUCAAGACGAAGCAUCUGGGAAAAGGUUCCUAUGAGUUCUACAGUAUGACAGUGGAAGGAUUUCACAUCCCUAAUCCCCGGAUUCGUCUGCUGCUCACGGACAAGGUCCAGCUGUCCAUCAAGGACGCCAGCAUCAAGAUCAGAGGAAGAUGGAAAUCAAAGAAGAACUUCCUCAAAGCCCGCGGCAAGUUUGAUCUGAGCCUCCAAGGCGUCUUCAUCUCCGCUGACCUGCAGCUGGGCAGGAGCCCCCCAGGCCGCCUCCGUGUGGAAUGUUCUGCCUGCAGCAGUCACAUUGACAGGGUUCAUAUCCAAAUCUCGGGCAGCAUGCUGGGGUGGCUGAUUCGGCUGUUCCACAAGAAAAUCGAGACUUCCCUGAGAAACAGCAUCAAUGAAAAGGAGGGACCCCUGUGGAGUAUGGAGCAGGGUGAUGGCAAGGUGGUUGCCAGAGUGGAUGAAAUGGCCGCAAUUGACUACAGUUUGCUGACUCUUAGAACCACAGUUGAGUUCCUGGAAGGGCAGCUAAAGGGGGAGUUUUUCUGGAGGAGUCACCACGACCCACUCCCUACUACCCCACCAGCAAUGAGCUUCUCCCCCAACAAGAGCUACAUGGUACAACUGGGCAUCUCCGACUACUUCUUUAACACUGCCGGGUUGGCAUAUCAAGAGUCUGGAACCUUGCAAAUGACCCUGAGGGACUGGAUGUUGCCAAAGGAUUCCAAAUUCCGACUGAAUACUGAGUUCCUUGGAACCUUCCUGCCCAAGGUGGCCUUGAAGUUCCCCAGCACAGAGGUGCAGCUGCUGAUCUCUGUUUCCUCGCCUCCACGCCUGAGCAUCCAGCCCUCAGGCCUCUUACUCAACCCUGCCCUGGAGACCCAGGCCUUUGCUGUGCUCCCCAACUCCUCCCUGAUCCCUCUUUUCCUGGUUCACAUGAACACAACUGCCUCUUUGGAAGUGGACACUGAAGCAGACAGGCUUGUUGGAGCGAUGAAGCUGGAAAAGCUGACGCUAGAACUGAAGCAGUCUGACUUCGGCUCCUUUAAGGUGGAGCUGCUGCAGGCUGUCGUAAACUACCUCAUGCCCACGAUAGUGCUGCCCAAGAUCAAUGAGAGGCUGCGUAAAGGUUUCCCUCUGCCUUUGCCCGCUGGGGUCCGGCUGAACAACCCCGUGUUUCAGACCUACCAGAAUUUCCUGGUGCUUGGAGCAGAUGUCCACCGGACCUGA
Messenger RNA from Microtus ochrogaster (prairie vole), 1422 nucleotides. RefSeq names its product bactericidal permeability increasing protein (gene Bpi). Gene Ontology annotation, molecular function: lipopolysaccharide binding. Bases 1 to 1422 code for a protein of 473 amino acids. The transcript has 15 exons. Gene Ontology annotation, biological process: innate immune response; negative regulation of tumor necrosis factor production; negative regulation of interleukin-8 production. The record is from RefSeq and is a predicted model, not a curated record. NCBI's taxonomy places the organism in Eukaryota, Metazoa, Chordata, Mammalia, Rodentia, Cricetidae.